Dentiscutata heterogama is the source of this 321-nucleotide messenger RNA. Lineage: Eukaryota; Fungi; Glomeromycota; Glomeromycetes; Diversisporales; Gigasporaceae. The record is from the annotation of a GenBank genome assembly.
AUGGAUCAAGACAAUUCUAUAUUUCAAUAUGAGUCAGAGAAUGCCUAUAAUAAUUUACUAGAAUCUAAUUCAGAUUCUCUGUCCAUUAUGUCUUUUGAAUCCUCUUCAACACUAUAUAAUUUUGAAUAUUCAACAUUAUCCCCUAACCUUGCACAUUUUAAUUCAUCAUUAUAUGCUUCAAAAUAUUCAACCUCUUCACAUAAUUCCAAACAGCUUGCCUUGUUAUUAGAUAGUUCUGAAGAUAUUACUUUACCUUCAGAUAAUCUAGACCAUUCUGAUAAUCUAGACCAUUCUGAUUCUUCAAAUACUAAUUCUCUAUAA